This is a messenger RNA of Solea solea (common sole), 1157 nucleotides long. RefSeq names its product homeobox protein goosecoid-2. The transcript is spliced from 3 exons. Gene Ontology annotation, biological process: regulation of transcription by RNA polymerase II. Gene Ontology annotation, molecular function: DNA-binding transcription factor activity, RNA polymerase II-specific; RNA polymerase II cis-regulatory region sequence-specific DNA binding. Bases 100 to 669 code for a protein of 189 amino acids. NCBI's taxonomy places the organism in Eukaryota, Metazoa, Chordata, Actinopteri, Pleuronectiformes, Soleidae. The record is from RefSeq and is a predicted model, not a curated record. Gene Ontology annotation, cellular component: nucleus.
GAGAGAGGAGAAGGAGAAGAACAGCUGAGGCUGAGAAGUGCUGUACGUCAACAUCCUGUGAUUAUCAUUGCUUGUGUAUUUAUUGGAAUUUCAUUUGAGAUGGAUCGACUGAUUAGGAUGGACGGACAAAAGUUUCCUUUCACUAUUGAAAACAUAUUGAGCAAAUAUCCAAACGGCAACAGUGAUAGAUGGACAUGUACGACAAGUGGUGCUGGACUAAAUGAGAGUACAGUGAGUCCUGUUGGAGACCAGAUAGAGACUGUUCAUCACACCUGUGUGUGCUGCUGCUGCUGCUCCCACUGUGGAGACAUACUCCGAUCGGAUUUCAUACACGAAGACUUCCUGCCUGCAGUCUGUCAGUACGGAUGGCCAUCAGCAAUACUCCCAAACCCAUCGUGUAGGCAGGGAGAAGGUCACAGAGAGGAGCAGUUACCUGCUCAGGUGCAGAGGAGGACCAGACGCCACCGCACUAUUUUCACAGAGGAUCAGCUGGACGCACUGGAGGAGCUGUUCCUGCAAAAUCAGUAUCCAGAUGUGAACAUGAGGGAGAAAUUAGCUCAGUGCACUCACUUAAGAGAAGAGAGAGUGGAGGUUUGGUUUAAAAACCGAAGAGCAAAGUGGAGGCGUCAGAAAAGACUAUCAUUUGCUGUUGGAAAUACAGAAAACUAAACUGUGUGUGUGUGAUACAAUUUUGCUUUCUGCAGUUGUUAUGCAGGUUAUGUUUUCAGCCACGUUUGCCUGUUCAUCUCAAAGAACUCAAAAGUAAAAGGUGUAUUUUGAGUACAUGUUUUGAGAUGUAUACGUAAUGACCCUAUGGAGACAUUUAUAGAUUUUGGUGGUGAUCUGGAAACAGAAAGGCAUUCUGGGUUUUUCAAAACAACCGUGUGAGAUAUGGGGGUCUCUUGACACUGUAGCAAACUGAAGGACCUCUGCAUUCUCUGAGUGCUUUCUCUACUUAUCUCAUAUGAUAGCCAGAUUUCUUUCUCCCACAAAAUAAACAGACAUGGUUUUUUUUUGUGUCAGUCAAAUCAUGUGACUCUCUUGGUAGCUGGCUUGUUUAUUGAGUACAUGAUAGAAAUACCAGCAGCAUAUGUUAAUACUAAUUGUGAAAGGUAAAAUGAGUAUAUUGAUUGUUCCAGUUGGGAUCUGUUGUGGAA